CAUCAUCAUCGUCGUCGUUUAACGUCCGCUUUCCAUGCUAGCAUGGGUUGGACGAUUUGACUGAGGACUGGUGAAACCGGAUGGCAACACCAGGCUCCAAUCUAAUUUGGCAGAGUUUCUACAGCUGGAUGCCCUUCCUAACGCCAACCACUCAGAGAGUGUAGUGGGUGCUUUUACGUGUCACCCGCAUAUAUAUAUAUGUAUAUACACACAUACAUACACACACACACACACACACACACACACACAUAUCUAUACAUAUAUCCAAAACUCACAUAUAUAUUAAUAAUAUUGAUAUACAUAUAUGGUAUGCAUGAAUAGAUGUACAUGUAUGUAUGCAUGUGAAGGGAAAUGGAUUACGUCAUCCCUCCAAAAAGGUACGUGAUCAGUGAGGAUUAAAGUUAAAUAAAGUAAUCAUUAAGAUACUGAAAAAGAAAACAAUAAUAAUCUACUGAUGCACAUGAGGAAUUAAUGUUUAUAAACAACCCAAAACUGAAACAAGCUGAUUUGCCUUGUCUAAGUCUUAUGAGCAGUAGUCUUCACCAGAGGGUACUGUCCAAAGUAUUACACUAUUCUGCUUCCUGUUGGUGAGCCAAUUCAUUACAUUUCUAAAUUGAAAGAAAAAUACUAGGAGCCAGACUGGAAUUGAGCAUCUACUAAAAUUUAAUUACAUUAUCAUUAAACAAUAUAUGAAUUAUUGUGAGACUGAUUCAUGGUCUCGUUUGCAUUGGUAAUAAGUUCAGCUGUUUACAGUUAAACUUAAUAUAUUUUGUUUAUCCUCCAUCACAAUUUUUAUACUUGAUAAAUUUACAGAAGGCAGAUGCUACUCAAGUUAGGUAAAUUAUUUAUUAUACUUGAAUGGAGAUUAAACUUCCACUUAUUUGUGGAGAUGAAAGAAGUAGAUAUUUUAUGGAAUAUUUAAAUAAUGAUUGAAUUAUAAAUCUGGAAAUUUUUCUCCAGUUGAGUGUGCAUGCAUGCCUGUAUGUGGGAGUGAGGAGAAGUAUGAACCUUUGAUUCCAAGAAGAAAAUGUAUAGAUAACUAUACAAAAGGGACUGAAAAUUGUAUGACACACCGUUGUUACAUGAUUCAAUGCUCUUAGUUACUUUCCAAAUACAAUGUAUGGAUGAGGAAUCCUUAACUGCAUCUUUGAUGAUAUUCUAAUUAACUAAAUAAAAUAUGAGAUGUGAUAUGACACUUACAUAGGAACACCGUAAAUACGUAUGCACACAAACAUGCAUUUCUCUCUCUCUCUCUCUCUCUCUCUCUCUCCAUAUUUACAUAUAGGAUUAAUAUUUUAUGGCUCUGAUUUUUUUCAUAGCUAAGGUCCUCUAAAACAUUACUUUCAAGCACUGCAUGAACUCAACAAAAAAGGUAUCAAAUUUACUUAAACUAACUAGUUAAAACUGAAGCUGAAAAAAUAAUUUAUUUUUAUAUAUUUGAAAUGAGUUGAAGUAUAACUGAAUUGUAUGUGGAUAUGGAUAUAGAUGUGUGUGUGUGUGUGUGUAUGCAUAUUUGUGUGUGAGCAUUUGUGUGUAUAUGUAUUUGUGUUAUGCAUGUUUGUAAUUUUGUUUGGAUAGGUGUUCAUAAAUACAGGCUGAAUCAUAAAUCUAAACAAAAAUUAGUUUUUGUUUAUAACUUUUCCUCCCCAAAUUGAUGGUCAAAUUAUGUAACAGUUUAAAAUAUGCUAUAUAAUAGUUUAAAAUGUUCACAAUCUAUUAUGAAGAGAAUGAUUAAUGAAAUUUAAGAGAGCUGGGUUUUGUGCAUCUCUAGUUCCUCUCUAAACUCCACCACUUUGCUUUCCAAAGGAGAUUCAAAAUUUGCUCUCAUCUGAAAAGAACACUUUAGACAAUUGCUCAACAUUCAGCUUCUAAUUCUCCUUGGUCCAUAUCAACUAUUUGUGACUCUAGUUGUUGAUAAGAAGAUGCCUAAGUUUGGGUACUCAACUGCUGUGCCUCUGUUUUUUUUAAAAUCCAUAUGUGUGGUGGCCUUUGAUGCACUAACUUGUGUCUUUGUCUAUUUUUCAUGGGUCUCUUCCACAUUGUCAAACCAGCUUUCUUCAUGGUUCUUUCAGAGCUGUGGUUGUCUCCUUCACUGGUAUACUUCUUUCUUCCACACACUGUUUAUCCAGUUGAAGCUCUAAAGAGAUGCUUUCAACAAAUAGUUUUCUGUCUUCCAUUCUUUGUAAAGAAUGUGAAUGAUAAACUUUUGGACAACUGUGUCAUCAGAAGCCUUGUCCAUGACUGCAAUACCAGCAGUUUUUAUAAAAUGAUUAUAUAUUUAUAAAAAAAAAAAACAACACAACUAUAUAAAGCAGUGGUCCUCAGCUGGGGUCCAUAUGGUCCCUGGAGGUCUACAGUAGAUUUUGCUGUUAAAAUUCAUGUACAAUAAAUUGGAUAUACUUCUACAAUACACAAAAUAUUUCAACACAUUUUUAUAUGGUUCCUAAUAAUAUUUAAUUAUAAAAUAUACUAGAACUUUUUUAAUCAGCAAAUAGCUAAGAAGGCCCACCUGAGUAAAAUUGGAAUCAAAGGGGUCCAUAGGGAAAAAUGGUUGCGAACCACUGAUAUAAAGGUAUUGAACUAAGUUGUAUUAAUGAAAUGCAUUCAGACAAUAUUAUUGUAAAAUUUUGGAAUCAUAAGAAUGCAAUAUUUGCAUUCUUACACAUCUGAAAUCAUUGUAAAAAUUAUUGAGAUUGUUCACAGACUGAGACAAGGCACUACUGUUGCAUCUCUUAGGUAUAAGUUCGGAGCUUUUGACAAUUUUUCCCCUUAAUAUACUUUCAUAUUCUAAUUUUCUGAAUACAUACAUAUAUACAUACAUUCAAACAAGAGAAUGGCAAACUCAGUGUGAGAGAGAGAGAGAGAGAGAGAGAGAGAGAGAGAGAGAGAGAGUGGGACUAAGAUAAUAUAUAUAUAGUAUAAUACCAGAUUGCAAGUGGUAAGAAUUCAUUACUAACAAGUUACCAAAACCUUAAAUACUAAUAAGCUAGUAAACAUUUCUAUUGUUUAUUGCUACUAAUGUAUCUGCAGCUCAUCUGUUGAGUGCUUCUACUGUUUGUCUUUGUGAUAUACUAUACAUACACACACACACAGAAACAUAUACAGACAUUGAAUAUUCUAUUCAAUGCUGCUUCUUAAGACUUCACACACACAUACACACACUCAGUAGUUCAUAUAUCCAAGCAAGAAGGACACUCUAAAGCAUUAGCACAAUAGUAUAUUUAGAAGGUUGUUGUUUGUUAUGGCUGGUCAGAAAGUGACCAUUGAUUUUGUAGCUGUAAGGUACUUAGCUGUAUGGGUAACUUGUCAUGUGCCUCCAGCCAUCUGAGUCUGAUGUGUCAGCUAUACAACUAAGUGCCUUAUAGGUACAAAAUCAGUGGUCACUCUCUGACCAGCCAUAACAAUGAACCUUCUAUAUAUAUAUAUAUGCAUAUAUGCAGCUGCACAUGUGCACACACACACACUUGAUUGUGUAUGUGUAUAUUCAUAAAUGAAUGCAUGUAUGUAUGUAUGAUGUUUAUAUUUCUAUGUGAAUGUGUUUAUAUUUUUGUUUUUAUUUUUAUUUAUUUAUGCUGUCCAUAAAUAAACGGUGGAAUCAUUGUAGGCUUACUCAGAUUGGUGAGGUGAAUGCAUUAAUGUGAUUGAUAUUCACCACGAACUUCUGCAGUCGAUACUUGUAGGCAGGGAGGGGAUUCCUAGAAGGCUGUAGCACUGGGAAGAACCGUUUUGGUGGUUAGUGAGAGAGAAAAAAACAUUCAAAGUGAUAAAGAAGUUUGUUGACAACUGUUUCCAUCACCUUUUGGUAUGACAGAAAAUAUCAUGAUAUAUCAGUAGUUGUCAAAAUCAGAGAAGUUGGUUGUCCUUAUAGAUAGGACAUAUUGUCAUGUUUCCAUAAAUUGGGGGUAAAUAGCUGUAAAGUGAGAAGAAGCAAGAAGAAUUUGGUGAAAAUAGCCAUUGUCAAUGUUCCUUGUAUUCCAUGUACUUGAAGGUGAAAUUGAAUACUUUUAAUUAAGAAAUUAAUCAUUGUAAGUUAAUAAUAAAAUCUUCAGUAAAACACUUAAAAUAUGGUUUGUAUUUGCUUAAACAGUCAAUAUAGUAUUUAAGCAAUGGCUGCUCACAUGGAUAAGCACAUGCUAUACGAAAAAAAAAAAGGAAGCAAAAUUUGCACCAAAAGCAAAUUUCUACACAUGCUCACAACUAAAGCUUUGGUGGAACAUUGGUUGUCAUAUCUGUUUUUCGAUGUGGGUGACAUCCUAGUAAGUGAUUAUUGUUGAAUUUCUUCAGAUGCUGUAGGAAGAGUUCCUUUUCUGUGCAGCUGCAUUGAUUCGGCAUUUGAACUACUCUUGUGGGAAGUUGUGAGCUUUGGCUGUAUGAUGGAUCUUAGAGAUUAUACCUAGGAGAAGGUUUGCGUUAGUCUGUCUGUCUUGCUCUCUAUAUAUAUAAUUAUAAUAUCUCUGUCUGUCUCUCUCUCUCUCUCUCUGUUGUCUUGUCUGCAUCAAAGGGAAGCACAUAUUUACUGCCAAGGGAAGUCAGAGUGACACUGGUAGGUCUACAACAAGAUUGUUAGUUGACAAAAUGUACUGGAGGCAGGGCUGAUGUAUUAUAAGAUGGUGUGAAAGGGAUUGCCUUGAUUAGGCAGUGAUCAGAUAAUCUUCUUAAUGAGAGAAGAGUCUGUGUUGGCAGGGUAAAAAAAAAAGGAUUGGGUUUAGAGGAGAGAAAGGGGUUAAUGUAUAUGAUGAGUUGGUGGCUAGGCCUCAAUUACGGGUACAUGAGGAGACUAAGUUGUACAGACAGUUCAGUUCAAGGUGGAAAAUGAUUUGUCUUCCACACCAUCAACACUGGUGUGAAAAGAGUGGAGAGAAAUGGAGAAGAAAAGAAGUUGUGUGCAUUUAAAUCACUAACAAGGAUGACUUCAGGCAGAAUUGUGUGCAGACUGAUAUUUUCAAUGCAGGAUGGUCAAAUAACUGCUAUUGGCUGUGAAAGUUUGGAGAGCGGUAUUGACUAUAAACACACUUAGAAGUCUUGAGUAGAGAGAGACUUCUGAGCAAUUGGAAGUCUUUAUCAUUGAUAUCCAUGCAAGAGAGACAUGAGCAAUGGAGAGACUGGAUCCUUCUUAAGAGCAGACAUAGCAUUUAGGACAGCAGCUGAAAUACAGGGUGGACAAGAAAGAUGUAUUAGCAGAGAGCUGAGAUAACAGAUUCAUGUAUGUAGUGGGAAGGGGUGCCAAUCACUACCCAGAAAGAAGUGUUAGCCUGUGUGUGGAUAUGUGCAUGUGUCUGUGCAUGUAUGUAUCUAUAAUCAGAUAUAUUUUUACAUAGAGCUUGCACUAAAGUGCAUUCCCGCCAUUAGCCAGGGACAGGAGAUCAUAAUGAUUUAGACACAUUUCAACAAUAUUGCGUUCCCCAAUAAUAUAGAGCAAUAUUCAUGCUGCCAGGGAUAUGCAGGUUCUUUUGUUUCACAUUGUAUGCAUAUACAAACACAUAUAUACACAUAUACGUGCACAAAUAAGCAUGUUAUAUAAUAUACAAUUCAAUGUAUAAAGCAUGAUAGUAGUUUCAAGUAUAUUUAUAUAUAUAUAUAUAUAUGUGUGUGUGUGUAUGUAUGUAUGUACAUACUUACAUAUAAUUGAUUGUUCUUUGUGUUAAUUAGUCCCAAACACAAAUUUAUUGGGCUGGAAAUUACAGGAAUUUGUGACGUUCAAUUUUUUUUACAAGUGUUGAUAAGACUGAUAUAAACUAAAGUUAAUUGAUUGCAGGCUUUAAUCGAAAUCAGUUUAUAUACUCUUAGUUUGCUAUACAUCUGUAUUAUGUCUAAUAGUGAAUGCCUAUAAAUGCUGAUUUACUGCAAAUGUUCUUGUUUUCCAUUUCAAGUUUAAUGUUGUUUCAAUAUUUAUCAAAUCUGUUCUUGAACUUGUUGGUUAUCUUUGAAUGAACAACUUUCCUUGAUAGUUUGUAUUUGAGAUUUUCUAUCAUAUUAGUUUGUUAUUUUGUUGUGUUACUUCAUAUGUAAGUCGAUAGAAUAAUUUUGAUUGGACGUGCAUUGAGAAGGUCAAAUAUAUUGCUAGCUAUCCUUUUUGAAUCACAAAAAUCAAGCUACAGAAUCUUACUGUGUUGGAGGACACAGACGACGUUCUGUAUCAUCCAAAAGACAAAUUUUACAAUUUAAUGCUGAGAUAGAUGCAAUAUUAACCUUGUUAUUGAUAAGGACCAAUGGCAAAAGCAGAUUGGCUAGUGUUCAGCACAAAGCAUCUCUUUCAUUGCGUUUUUUUAUUAUUUUGGAAAUGGAAGAAUAAGAAGGCACUAUUUGUAACCUCCAGAGUAAGAAAACUUCUAAUUGUUGCUACAUGCUCUUGUUUGUUGUCUUAUCACUUAGUAGUUAUUUUAAUUGAUUCAAUAGAAAAGGUUUUUGUCUAAGGUAAUCUUUGUCUUGAAGUAAUGUCACAACUAAUACUGUAAACAGCCAUAUCAUAUUAUAACUUACAAUGAUGGUAUAUGUUUAAAAGUUUAGUUUCAGAUGUAUAUAUUAGCCUGAUAUGAAAUGAAACAGCUAGCAAGGUUCUAUCUGAUAUCAAUGUUUGGACUUUUUAAAGUUUUUGUUUUCAACUUGAUGCAAGUAAAGAAACUCAUCACUUAGUGUUUUCAAAAACAGCAAUGUUUUUCUCACAAACUGGUAAUUAGUAAAUAGUUUGGUAAGUAAAUGAAAUAGUGUGGCAGCAAUUUUUCUUUCAAGAUGUUUCAAUUAAUUUAUAACUUAUAGAAAUACUUUGAUUUAUAUUUAAAAAAAAAAGCUUUAUAUUAUUGUUUGUGAAUUUGCAUAAAACAUAAAUAUACAUACACAGACAAACACUAUGCCUGUGUGUGUGUGUGUGUGUGCAUCACAUAAAUUAUCAUUAUUAUUGCUUGUCCUGUCAUGUCUGAAAUCGAAACUGUUGUGUAGCUUCAAUGCACUUAUCACGUUCACUGUAUAAUUUUCUCUAUGUCAGCUUGCUUUUCCACAACUGUAGCUUCACCUUUACAAUGAUUAAUGCCGAAAUAAUUGAAAUCUUACUCGAUCAUAUUUUUUUCAGCUGAUUUGAGUCCCAAUGUUUGUAUAUUGCAAAUAUUAGUGAGCUAUACAAUAUAGCUCUAAUUUUCAAAUCUGUAACUGAAAUAACAUUUUCUGCAAACUGAGUUGAAGCUGUGGUGGCACUCACUAUAACCAUAAGGUGUAAGGUAAACCAAGCAGUUGAGAACUACCAAUACAAACUAUGGCCAUUGGCAAAUGUUCAUCUUAUAUUUAAUAUAGACAAGAGAGAUAUAACAGUUACAGUUAUCUGAAGUGCUCAUGAUCUUGAAUAUUUGCAUGCUUGAUACAUAGUCCUUCUGAAUGAGAUUAAAGAUUUCUCAAUGACAGCUGAAGUGGAAAUGUAUUAAGCCAAUACCUCUCACUGCAGUUUGUAAUCUAAAGCCUUUGCUGUAUGGUAAGAAGUUAGGCCACUUGAAACUUGAAUUUGACAUUAAUAGAAAGAUUUUAAUUGUCUCAUAUAUGACUACAUAACUUUCAAAAAGGUAAAACAUGCCUCUGUCUUUCAUAUACAUGUAACUAUCUCAUUAUUCAGAAUUCUUGACCUGAUAAUAGCGUUUCAAUGUAACAUAAAGCUGUUCAUGGUAUACAGGUCUUAUCUUGUACUGUCAUCAAUAGCUUUCUCCAGGCUUAUAUGUAUUUCAAACUCAGUAAGUUAUAAUAAAGCAAAUUAUGCAGUUCUUAAGGUUCCUUCUUUGAGUGAGCACUGACAUUGUAACAGCAUCAUAGAUAAGCUUAAUGGUUAGCACCCUCAAGGCUUUCUUUUUUUAUCUGCAGUACCUUGAAAGGCUAAACUACCCAUCUCAUUCCUAUUAUUGUGACAAAAUAUGUACAUAUAUAAUGAAAAUGUUUGAAUAUGUAUAGAUUUAUACAUGGAAUUUUUACAUAUGUUUUUUAACAGCAAAACUAUUAUAGAACAAAUCAUAAAAUGUAUGUAAAAAUUUGGUAUCUAACCUGUUUUCUUACAUAUGUUUCUAAAUUUCAUAUGUAAGAAAAUUGUGUGUUUGUAUGUGUGCACGUGUAUGUUUGCGUGUGUGUGGGUAUGCAUGUAUAUAUGUGUAUACACACAUAAACAUAUGGAUAACAGAAUAGAGACCCUAAGGCAAGAUUUUCUGGUGUUUAGUUACAUCCAAAAUUUAAUCACUCAAAAUUCCACAUUCAUCCCACCAAGGUCAACAGAAUAAGUUCCUGGGUUGAUGUAAUUGAUUAUACCCUUAAAAGCAGUACCUCAAAGUAUGAUUUCAGUCACCAAUGAUUGAAGUUAGUAUGAGAAAUAAAGAAUAGAUAUUUAUUAUGGAUGCUUGCAUAAAUGUAUACGUGAGAGCAUAUGUGUACAAGGGACCCUGACAGUUAUUGUAUAUGUAUAGUCAAUUUAUCCUCUUUUAAAGAUGUUAAAUAUAACAUUAUUAUUUUUUUCUUUAAAAUAGAGAUACAAGAUUAAAUAUCGCAACUGUUGUUUUACAAGCUCCACAAUUAAUGUGAUGUACAAUUAAUAGUAAGUCAAAAAAAAGAAAAAGAAAAGAAGAAAGCUGUCAAGUGAUAGGGUAAUCCAAGGAACCAUAAGGAGUUUUAAAAAUAUUAAACAAAACAAUACACCACUCACAAAAAACAUAAUGGACUACUGAAAAAAAUGAAACAAAAGUCUUCUACAAUACUAAGAGUGAAAUCAAUAAAUGAUUCUAGUUGUAUUGAUCACUGAAAGAGAAAUGUGAUUCUGUUAUUUUACAAGCAAUUCUUCACUGAAAUGCAAUGAUUAACCUGAUUUAUUCAUAUUACACUCAGAUUUGAGAACAUAAUGAAGAGAAAGUUCUUAAAUAAGUAGAUUCUGUAACAUAAAUGUCAGUUAACAAAAACAAGCAAAUACUUUGACUAGACACUCUCUUGCCUUUAUUGUUAUUAUUAUUGUUGUUGUUUUGAUGUGUGUUGUUUUUGUUAUCUGUUAUCAGCUUCACUACCAGAAUAACGCUAAUAAUAAUAAUAAUAAUUAUAGAUUCUAAAAACUUGGGUAAAAACAAAAUGGAGAUUGAAGAACUUUCAAAGUCUAAAGGAAGAUGUGGAGAUUGAGAGAGAUCGAAGAAUGUGGAAUAUAGACAUAAGAACAGCCCCAGUUAUUUCAGGAGUGUUAUUUGUGGAACAGAGUACAAAAAUGUCAUCUGAAAAUCAAACUGUUGGGAAAAUCUUGCAUAGGUGAGGUUCAGAAUAUAUCUCUCCGAGGAAAUUCCCACAUUCUUAAAAUCAAAUUAACUCUAGAAUUACAGUAAGGCUCCAGCAAAACAAAUUAUGCUUACCAUUAAUAAGACAACAAUAAAUAGGAUAAUUAUGAUGACUGAAAAAUAAUGGUAAAGAAUCAGACUAAAUAUUUGAUGAUAUCUAGUUCAGAGUCUCUAGGUUCAAAUUGUAUCCAAGUUUGACUACUUUCCAUUCUUCCAAAAGUGAGAAAAUAUAUAUCAGUAAGAUAGUGUGAUUUAUUCCAUUUAUUGACCCGCCACUACCCCAACACCACCAUCACCACCACUACUUUGUUCCAAAUUUUUAAAAUCAAAAAUACUACUAUCGUUAUUUUUGUUAUUGUUGUUGUUAUUAUUAUCAUAAUUAUUAUAAAUGGUUUGGUUGGUUGGUUGAUAGUAUAAUAAAAAUGUGGGACAAAAUACCUUGCAGUAUUUCCUUUUGGUCCUUUAUGUUUUGAGUUUAAACCCUACCAAAGUCAAGUUUGCCUUUCAUCCUUCCUGAGUUGAAAAUGUUUAGUGCACCAGUUAAACACUUGCCCCAAAUCUCUGGCCUUGUACCUGUAUUGGAAGUGAUUAUUUAUUAAUUUUAUCUAAAAAAAGAAAUUUAGUUUCAAGCAUUUUAUUUUGCAUUUUGUCUUACAUCAGCAAAAUUUAUUUGUCAGUGAAUUCAAUAUUGGCUAUAAUUGCCUGUAAGAAAGUGAGGAACUCUGUUUCGUUGAUAUGUGAGCUUCCCCACAAUCAUUAUUUGAGUAGAGUUUUAAACUAUAAUUCAACUUCUGGUUGCUAGUUGCAAUUGCAGAGAUAUUGAUGCAUGUUUUCUCCACCCUCAUCCCCACAAUGUGAUCAGUAAAUAGCUAGCUAUUGGCUGCUAAAUAACAUGAUACUUUAUACCAGUUCUAUAGUAUUUUAUUUCUGCUGUUCCUCACCAUCUCUCUCUUUCUCUUCUUUCUUUCUCUUCAUAUUUCAACCCCUCUAUCUAUCUUUCUUUUCCUUUUUUUUUUCUUUCAUUCUAACAUUCCCAUCUCCAAACACAGAUCAAAGGGCUUAGUACUGCUAGUGCAAGCUACUACAGCAGUAACAGCACAACAUAAAUGUAAGAUCUACAGCUGUCACAAAAGGAAAAUUAUCAUAAAAUGAACAUGAAACUACCAGCAGAACACUGGGGAAAUUUUCAGUGUCACCAAAGACAAAAAUAAAAUGAAUUAAGGAAUCUGUCAACCACUGUUGUGAUGUGUAAAGAUAUAUAGGUAUAUAUAUUUGCAAUAUAAAUAUAGAAUGUAAUAGCCAUUCACUUCAAAAUAUCAUUAACUUCUCUUCCUUGUGAUGUUAUUAACUGGAAAAGAUAUACAAAUAUUCCGUAUUCUUCCUCGAACUGAAUAAUUUGCAAUUGUUAUUAGUUUCAUUUGCUACUAUAACAACUUCCUCUGUUCAUAGCAUUUGUUUAACUAGUAAUACAGGUGACUGGGCAGGCAAAAACACUUAAGUCAGUUUAUAGCUAAGGUUUGUUUAUUCAUUUAUGUUUUUUUUGUCAAUAUUUAACAACUUGAAUUCAAAAAUCAAAGGAAUUUAGUUGAAAUUAUGUUUGCACUUUUCUGUACAAUAUUGCUAUAUGUAUAUAGCUACUGUUUGAGUGUUGAUUUUACAUACCACAUUAAGGAAGGAAAUAUGCCAAGUUCAUAUAUUGGAGACAUUGCAGUUGACACACAUAUGAUAGAAAAGAUUAAAUCUGAGGAACGCCAUUUAAUCAGAUUCAAUCAGCUACAAAAAGACAAAGAAAAUGCCUCGCAAUUGUUUAAUAUUUCAGAAGAUGGGAAAUUCUAUGUAAUCCAAACUCUAGAUGCAGAAACACUUUGUAAAUAUAAAAAAAUGUGUUUCAGAAUGGUAGAUGUUGCCAUGCAGAAGAGAGAAAUAUUUGUUCGAAUUUUAGAGAUCAAAGUAGUUGUGGAAGACAUCAAUGAUCAUCAACCUGUGUUUCCAGUAAAACAAAUAACUCUUGAGUUUUCUGAAGGGGAUAAAAAAGGAACUACUUUAUCAAUUCCAAAUGCCAUUGAUGAAGACAUCAGUGAAGAAAAUUCCAGGAUAACAUAUAAAUUAUUGUCUAACAAUAAGGUGCCUUUCAUAAUGGUUGUUUCUGAAAGAGUAGAUGGUUCAUAUUCAGUUGGAAUAACUUUAGAAACUGAAUUAGAUAGAGAAAUUAAAGAUCAUUAUUAUUUUCAAAUAAUUGCUAAGGAUGGAGGAAAGCCAUCUAAACAUGGUAUCUUAAAAGUUUAUGUAUCUGUCUUAGACAUAAAUGAUAAUUUGCCACUUUUUUCUCAAGAUGUUUAUAAUAUAUCUAUUAAUUGCAAAUAUAAAGUAAAUAAAGCUGUAAUGGAUUUAGAUGCAGAGGAUCUUGACACUGGUGAAAAUGGUAAGGUUAUGUAUCACUUCAGCUCAAAGACUUCAGAAAUGACAAAAUCACAUUUUCAGUUAAAUGAAAUAACUGGGGAAAUAUUUCUUUGUGAAAAUUUCCCUUUCAAGAAGCGUCAAACAUAUGAAUUGUACGUUGAAGCUACAGAUGGAGGAAACCCUCCUCUGUCUUCUAUCGCUAUGAUACUUGUCAAUGUUGUCAACCAGCGAAAUAAUCCUCCCAUUAUUGAUAUGAAUUUCGUUUCCAAAUCUUCUAACAAUAUGGCGACCAUAUUAGAAAAUACUAAAAUUGGUAGUUUUAUUGCAUAUGUAAAGAUUUCUGAUACUGAUACUGGACAAAAUGGAAAAGUUACCUGCACUCUCCAGCAUGAUAAAUUUCAGCUUCAAAAUCUAGGUGAGAAAAAAUACAAAGUGGUUUUGAAAAGUUUUGCUGAUAAGGAAAAAGAAAGUCAUAUUACUUUUAAAGUGAUUUGUGAAGACAAUGGGUUUCCACGUUUGAGAACAGAGAAAGAGUUCUCUGUUUUAGUAACUGAUAUUAAUGAUGUAAUACCACAGUUUAACAAAGAAACCUACAAAUUCUUGAUAUACGAGAAUGAAGAAUCUAAUUUUCCAGUAGGAUUUGUCAAUGCAACUGACCCAGAUAUGGGACUAGGUGGACAGUUAACAUUUUCCUUGUUUUCAAAAAAUAAUGUUGCUCUUCCCUUUCAAAUAACAAACUAUGGAUUUAUAUCAACUACAGAAUCACUUGACCGUGAACAAAAAGAUAUAUACAUCUUUCAGGUUUUAGUUAAAGAUAGUGGGACUCCAAGACUAAAUAAUACUGUUGAUGUUAUUGUUGAAGUUAUGGAUAAAAAUGAUAAUGCUCCAUAUUUUACUUUCCCUAGUGUUAAUCCUUUCAGUCUAGAUAUCUAUUUCCAGCCCCAAAAUAACAAUGAUGUCACUAAGUUAAAAGCAUAUGACAAAGACAGUAAAGAGAAUGCGUUUCUCAAAUAUGAAAUAUUAGAAGGGAAUGAGAAAGAAUUAUUCACAAUGAACUGUUAUACAGGGGUAUUAUCUUUUUCCCGAAAUGUUUAUCAGAAUGAGGCAGGAGUGUAUAAUCUUCUAUUUGUUGUCAAAGACAAUGGGAUUCCAAUUCUCUCUACAACCACUUCUCUAUCUUUAACUCUAGUUGCUAGCAAUCAUACAUUCCCCUUGUUGACAAUAGCAACCAAUGAGUUAGAUUUCAAAAUUCAAAUGAAUUUAUUUCUCAUGAUCAUAGCAGCAGCGGUGUCAGGUUCUGUAAUAAUGGUGAUUUCAAUAACAAUAUGUGUUGUAAAGAAAACCAACAAGAUAAAGACUUCUAGUAAACAGAGAAUCAAUCCUUCAGACAAAAUCUUCAGUGUUGAUAGAGAAACACAAAAUACUUCUGAACAAAUAUCUUAUAAUCCUCCAUUGCUCAGAGAAAACACUCAACAAAACAGCUUACUCCAACUUCAAGAGGAGAAAGGGCAACAUUUAUCCAAUUAUAAAGUGACACUGAAUGGAACAAAUUUAAAUAGCAGAAUUCCAUACCAAGCAACUAGCAAGGAAAUACACCAGAUAUAUGUUCAAAAUGCUCACAGACCUGCCAGUCAUAGAAAAAAUAAAGAAGACUUUCAAUGUAAUUUUUACAAUUACCGACAAAUGACAGCAAAAUCUCAGAAUGACUGUGAAUUCAUUGAGAAAGUGGGAUCACAUUAUGAAGAGCUAUCAGGUCUUCAUCCUGACCAAAAUGACUUCCAGCAAGCCUCAACAAGUCAGUCCCGAGUUUAUGCUUAUUCUGGCAGCAAUUCUUCAUAUCAGACAGGAAAUUUCAACACUACUGGACACACUAAUGUUACUUCCUUACAUGCACAGUCUUCAAUUAGAACUAAUAACCUUAGCACAACAAUCCUCUCACACACAUUACCAACAAAAUGUGGCUUUUCUUCCUUUAGCAAGCCACUGCCUGCUUUACCAAAGACAGCAUCAGACAUCUAACUAUUGCUUUGGUAUUUGAAGAUUUUUGCCAUAGUCCUUAUUCAUUAAAUACCAGUUACAUUUCUAACAAAUUAAGUUUCAAAAUCUUGUUUUCUUCAAAAAUUUUAUUUAAAAUUUUGCAAAGAAAUUGCUAGAAGCUUAUUAAUUAUCAGUGAAAUAUUUGUAAAAACCUUCUUCCUUUUCUUCACAGUCCUUCUUUGCAAUAUUUUUUAACUAUCUUGGGAACACUUUUGGAAAGCCAUAAUUUACAAGUCUCUUACACUAACACUAAAUUAGGAAACAUUAGCCUAAAAAUAUUUUCUUUUUUAAAAUAAAGAAUCCAUUAUUCAUAUGGUUCAGAUUUUGAAUUUUAUUGAUUCAAUGUUUGCUCUGAAUUCAAGAUAACUCUUCAUUUCUUCACCAGGUAUAUAAAUUUAAAAGCACAUUCCCACAGAUUUUGUACUUGUAGAAAGAAAUAUUCUA
Molecule: messenger RNA, 14156 nt
Organism: Octopus bimaculoides (California two-spot octopus)
Lineage: Eukaryota; Metazoa; Mollusca; Cephalopoda; Octopoda; Octopodidae
Product: protocadherin beta-13
Biological process (GO): homophilic cell-cell adhesion
Cellular component (GO): plasma membrane
Molecular function (GO): calcium ion binding
Source: RefSeq, a predicted model, not a curated record